Molecule: messenger RNA, 1698 nt
Organism: Fusarium keratoplasticum
Lineage: Eukaryota; Fungi; Ascomycota; Sordariomycetes; Hypocreales; Nectriaceae
Exons: 4
Coding region: 1-1698 (565 amino acids)
Molecular function (GO): catalytic activity
Source: RefSeq, a predicted model, not a curated record
AUGGGUAGCCUUCAGCCACAAGAGUACUCCUCGCUUGAGGAGACCAAGCGGAUUUUUGACUACUUAUGCACCCAAUUUGAUGCAACCUCUCUGCCACCAGCUGUCAAGGAUCUCAAAUCACAUGUCGAGUUCACGUCAACACGCGAUGCCCCUUAUUUCCCCAUACCUUUCAAGGAGACGGAGACGAGCGCAGCGCUCAAGGCUGUCGAGGGAGGCGUUGCAAACCUUCUAGCAGACCUGGUUGAGGGCGAAGCUCGUCCACGGAAAAUUACCGUCAAUCUUGAAAAGACGACAGCAUUCCUCUGUCAGGCUUACUUGGCCAAGGUCGGUGGACUGGGCAAACUUGACCCCGGUGUCAAGGCCAAGCUCAAAGAUACGGACUUGCUGCAGGCGCAAUCAAACCCCUAUCGGCGCAUGUCAGCAAACCUGUAUGAGACCAAGGUUCCUGGAGAAUAUUAUCAUAUUCACGGAUCUCUUGAGGCGUCUACCACGUUGCAGAUGAUUGGCCUUGAACCUUUCAGGCCUGAGUUGCAAUCCCACGAAGACAUCGUUGCAGCCAUUGAGCCUGCUGUCCGCAAGUUUUCUAUUCAGGAGCUUGAGGCUCUCAACGCCAAGAAUCGUCAGGCUGGCAUCCCUGCUCUAAAGCACGAAGACUUUUUGCAAACAGAACAUGGAAAGUCAAACUUUGCUCUGCCUCCUUGGUCGGUGGACAGUCUCGAGACCGAGACACCUAAAUGCCCUUUGACCCCCAGCUCAGGGCAGCCAACUAAAAUCUUAGCCGGUGUCAAGGUUCUUGAACUCUGCCGCAUCAUUGCUGGCCCUAUCAUCACACGUAUCCUUGGCGAAUAUGGUGCCGACGUGCUCAAGAUCACGAGUCCCAACUUGAGCGAUGUUCCUUUCUUCCAGGUUGACGGCAACAUGGGAAAGCACGCCGCGGAUCUGGACCUCAAGUCUCCCGAAGGACGAGAAGAGUUCGAGCGUCUUCUUGCGGAAGCAGAUGUGGUCGUUGAUGGAUAUCGACCCGGAGCCCUCGAGAAACUUGGCUACGGCGCAACAGCAUUGACACGCAUCGCCAAGGAGCGUGGCAAGGGCUUCGUCUAUGUCAAUGAGAACUGCUUUGGCUACGAGGGAGAGUGGGCAGGUCGCCCAGGAUGGCAGCAGAUUGCCGAUUGUGUCAGUGGCAUUGCCUGGGAGCAAGGCCGCUUCAUGGGUCUCUCAGAACCUGUUGUGCCACCUUUUCCUAUCUCGGACUAUGGCACAGGGUGUAUCGGUGCUAUCACUGCAUUGAUUGGCCUCUAUCACCGAGCCACACAAGGAGGAUCGUGGCACGGCAAGGCAUCCCUCCUCCACUACGAUCUGUUGCUGUUCAAGGUCGGACAGUACCCAGAGGAGGUCAAGCAGAAGCUGAGAGAGGAUAUCGGUCCUGAUUUCCUUGCACUGCGCCAUGCCCACAGCGUCGACCAGAUUUCAGGUACCGCACUGCUCAGGAUGAGGAAGAAGUUCCCCGAGCUGUUUGAGGGAACUCAAUACGUCGAGAAGUGGUACUCGACGGCAUACAAGGCGGAGGUUCAGGCCGUGCCGCCUGUGGUGAACAUUGAGGGUGUAGAGGUUGGAUUUAGACGAGCGAGCCGCCCGAACGGCACAGAUAAGCCUACUUGGGACUUUGGCGAUGAGCCAGACCGGAGGCUUUCGGAUUGA